AUGUCACGACCAGAGUGGUGGCCCGGCGAGGACCACGAGGCCUUCACAGAAUGGGCUAUGGAACGCGGUGUCGAAGCCUUUGGCGUCGCCCCAGCCCGUUUCCCAGGUCGCGGACUGGGAAUGAUAGCCACUCGAAAAAUCAAGAAAGGAGAAGCCGUUGUCCAAGUCCCCACCAGCGUGAUCCUGACAAUGGACAAGAUCCCUUCCUCCUUCAAGGACCAGUUCCCCGAAGGCACUGCCGUGCAGACUAUCCUGGCAGCCUACUUUACCCACGGAAGUGAGGAAGAGCUGGCAGAAUACGAACUAUGGCGCAAAGCCUGGCCUACCCGUCAAGAUUUUGAAGAUAGCUUGCCAAUUCUGUGGCCCCAAGUGCUCGGUGGUCUUCAUUGGCCCGACAGUGAAGCAAGUGGCCAAGACAGCGGUCCUACAAGCCAAUCUAACUUCCUUACUCCUUGUAUCUCUGGGCGGUGGAACUCGGUUGACAAGGGGAACCCCUUCAAGCAGUAUGAAAGCGAGCACCGGAAUCUUCUGCUCGGCCAGGAACUUCGUCUAGGCAAGGCGUGGGCAGAUGUCACCACUGCACUGCCUGAUACUGACUGGCGGUCUUUCUCGUAUCAUUGGCUCAUUCUUAACACGAGAAGUUUCUAUUGGGUUGGCGCGGGCCAGGAACCACCUGAAGAUCGGAAUGAUGCUAUGGCUAUGUUGCCUUUUGCUGAUUACUUCAAUCAUUCGGAUGUUGAGUGUGAUGUCAAAUUCGAUCAAGAUGGGUACACCCUGCGAGCAACCGAAGACUACGAGGAGGGCGACGAGGUGUACAUGAGCUAUGGUGGUCACCCGAAUGACUUCCUUCUGGCAGAAUAUGGGUUCUUCUUGGAGAAGAAUGACUCUGACUGCCUUUACCUUGACGAUGUCAUCUUCCGCGACCUCAACACCGCCGACAAGCAAGAGGAGCUGUGGCUGAACCAAUACUACGGUAACUACCAACUGAUUUCCCAAGGGGUCUGCUACCGCACCGAAGUUGCGGCAGCUCUAGUGUACAUGAAUGAAGAGGAUUGGAGGAACCACAUUCUCGAGGGCUCGACCGAGGGGGUGGAUGAGAAGAAGUCGGAAACCAUCAUCAAGGGAUGGAUUCGGACGUAUGCUACCGAGGCGGACGCAACUAUGAAGUCGUUGCAAUCGGCGAUGCAAUCGAAUGCAGUGGUGCAAGCUCAUCGCCAAAAGGGGGAGACGCUGUUGCGGCGAUGGGCUCAGAUCAAGGAGAUCUGCGAGAGCGCCCUGAAGGCCAUUGACCUGUGA
Molecule: messenger RNA, 1296 nt
Organism: Penicillium cataractarum
Lineage: Eukaryota; Fungi; Ascomycota; Eurotiomycetes; Eurotiales; Aspergillaceae
Exons: 5
Coding region: 1-1296 (431 amino acids)
Biological process (GO): peptidyl-lysine monomethylation
Molecular function (GO): protein-lysine N-methyltransferase activity; protein binding
Source: RefSeq, a predicted model, not a curated record